This is a messenger RNA of Eleginops maclovinus (Patagonian blennie), 2689 nucleotides long. RefSeq names its product interferon-induced protein 44-like. The record is from RefSeq and is a predicted model, not a curated record. The transcript has 7 exons. NCBI's taxonomy places the organism in Eukaryota, Metazoa, Chordata, Actinopteri, Perciformes, Eleginopidae. Gene Ontology annotation, biological process: immune response. The coding region runs from base 486 to 1355 and encodes 289 amino acids.
AAACUGGUGAAAUUAAAAGGAAAAUAACUUUAUAAUACAAACAACUGGAUAAAUAUGAUCAUUACAUUUAUUUCUUCAUUUUACUUUUCAUGAUGAGGGGAGGCCUCACCUGCCUCCCCUCACCGCACGUCACUGACUGUAAACUCAUAGGCAAGUACUGUGUUUGAUGAGCGGGACAUUUAACCUUUGAUUGAAGUGAAAAAUGAACGUAAAAUUGAAAAUAAAUGUUAAGAGUUUUUAGUUGUUUAUUUUAGUAAUUUUUAAAUUGAACGACCUUUAUACAUCGUAUAUUUUCAAUGGAUUUAAGAUAUUAAUAAAUGAUAAAAGUGUUCCUGUGCAGCACAUUUCCGUCAGUAUGAGAAGUUGCAAAACAAAGGGAUUUAUAAUAUUAUAUUUAAUUAUAAUAAUAACUACUUUACUACACAUACUGAAUGUUGUGAAAUAUUUGAUCUCAAAUGUUUUAUUGACACAUUCUUAUUGAAGCCAUGGGAGGCAGUGAAUCAAAGCCUCCCCCACCUUCACCUCCACCUUCUCCAAAACUUCUGCCUCAAGAAUGGAGGAAGGGGCCUUGGGGAAACAAAGAGAGAGAGUUGCAGAUUGUGAAGGACUACCAGCCUUUUACCGAGGAUGUCCAGCUCAGGUUUAUGCUUUACGGAGCUGUUGGUGCUGGCAAGUCCAGCUUCAUCAACUCUGUGGAAAGUGUUUUACGAGGUGAAAUAUGUAAUCGUGCUGGCGUAGAUGCGAUGGUUCGUGAAAGCUACACCACAAGCUACAAAGCCUACAAAAUCCAAAAAGGAGGACCAAGGACAUAUUACCCUUUUGUCUUCAAUGACAUCAUGGGCCUUGAGAAGGAUACAAGUAAAGGAGUUCGUGUGGAAGACAUCAAACUGGCCAUGAGGGGACACAUGCAGGAUGGUUACAAGUUCAAUCCUAUCUCAACCUUGUCUGAGGAUAACCAACACUACAAAAGAGACCCCUCUCUAAAUGACAGAGUUCAUGUUCUGGUCUGCGUCAUCCCUGGCAGCAUAGCAGGGUUGGAGGAUGAUUCUGUGAAGAAGUUGAGGGAAGUCAGACUUGCAGCCAGGGACAUGGGGAUUCCGGAAAUUGCUAUUCUCACCAAAAUUGAUGAAACCUGUCCAGAAGUCGGCAAGGAUAUAAUGAACGUGUAUAAAAGCAAGUACCUGAAGAAAAAGAUUGAGGAGGUGUGUGGCACGCUGGGAUUUCCACCAAGCAGCAUCUUUCCUGUGAAGAACUACCACUCAGAGAUCGACACAAAUGACGACGUUGAUACACUGAUACUGAGCGCACUGAGACGGAUGAUUAAAUCUGGAGAAGACUUUGUCAACGACCUGUAAAACUACAGACUGCUGAGAUCUUGUUGUUAAAACAACAUGUAAAAAGGUCCUGGGAACACGAAUAAUAUUUACUUAAAGGGGGCAAUGUGGGUUGUAGGUUUUUAUUUGCCGCCUGUAAUGCGUCAUAUCUAUUCUACAAAAUAUGGUAUCUCUACCUGAGUGAGUAAAUCUAUGAAAAUGCUUUACUUUUUCCAUUAUGAGUUCAGAUAGCUAGUGUGCUACAUAGUACGGCGGCAGGUACUUCCACUUUGCUCUCGGAGAAACGAAAAUAGGAAUCUGCCCGAAAAUAGUGCCCUCAGCAUCUGUAUAGAAUUAUUUUGGAUCUAUGGCUAGUCCAAAACGGCUAAAUAUUUUGAACUGGGGCAAACUGGAAGGUUUUUCCAGCUGCUUUUCAACAGGAAGCUUUCAUUUCAAAUGUGACAUACUCGACCUGCAUCAGAUGUACAUUGUUUCAAAACAAAAGACAAACAACGAAAACCAAAAGGAUGUUAAAGCAUAUCAAGCUGUGUCAUCACACAAAACACUACAAUGUAGAUAACACCAAACAGGUUUCAAGAAGAAAAUGAAAUUGAGCAGCGGUUGCAAAACAGUUUUUACCUGUCGAGUUGAAAGGCAUUUGGGUGAGAGGCACACGAGUGAGGUGUAGUACAGUUAUAUGGAUGUAUAGUAGUUACUCUAUGUAUGUUAUUAUUCUUCUUUAUCUCAAACCCGUAAUGCAUUGGAAAAUAAUAAAUACUUAUAAUCUCUUCACAACCUGAGAAAUGCAUGAUUAAAUGAAAGGUAAUGUGAAAUAUUUGUUGAAUGUAGCCUGAUCACACGGGAGAGAACAGGACACAGAAUGCAUUAUCAGGUCUUUUUUUUCCCCUGACUACCCUCAAAGAGAACAGCAUUAACACUCAGGUUUUUCCUUUGUGUAAAAGAAAGAGGAUAAGUUAAAUAGUGUAUUUCACCUUCAAUGACUGUUAGAUGUAAGGUGCAGCAGACAUGAACAGACUUACACAGUUGCACUGAAAUUAUAGAUGAACUAAAUAUUUCAAGUCUGUUUUAAAACUCCAUAGACUUAUUUAAAGGUCUUAAGAUGACACUAAACUGUCACUAGCAAGGCAGCAGUACGCUUGAUCAAGUAUAUACUGUAAACUCAUAAGCAAGUACUGUUUUGAUGAGCGGGACAUUUAACCUUUGAUUGAAGUGAAAAAUGAAAAUAACAUUUCUUUUUUACAGUUUUUAGUUGUUUAUUUUAGUACUUUUUGAAUUGAACAAACUUUAUUCAUUGUAUAUUGUCUGAAGUAACAAUUCAACAGACUUUAAGAUAUUAAUAAAUGAUAUAAAGCUUU